CGAUUGCAGUACUACGCAUGUGCAAUGUUGUCUGACCCCAACACACUUCCUGGUUCCACAGCGUGUGCACAUGUUGAAAUGUCAUCGUGAACACUAAACAAUCCGCAAAUUUAGCUACAUCUGUUAGGGGAUUCGGGUCGUUAUUUCAAGCAGUUCUUCUGACUUUUUCCGUCAAUCGGAGGACGCACACAGAUCAUGAAGGUUUUCAUAACAAGACGCAUCCCACAGGAGGGAAUGAAGAUUCUAUCACAGGCUGGAGUAUGUAAAGUGUCACUGUGGGACUCUGAUGAGCCUGUUCCGAGGGCGGAGCUUCUGAAGGGCGUGGCGGGGGCCCAUGGGCUGCUGUGCCUCCUGUCGGACAAGAUCGACACCGAGGUUCUGGACGCAGCAGGUCCAAACCUGAAGGUUAUAAGUACCUUGUCUGUUGGAUUUGACCACAUGGCCAUGGAUGAGAUCAAGAAACGAGGGGUGCGUGUGGGCUACACUCCAGACGUCCUGACUGAUGCCACAGCGGAGCUGACCGUCGCCCUGCUCCUGGCUACAGCUCGGCGGCUACCAGAGGGCGUGGUGGAGGUUAAGAAUGGAGGCUGGAGCACCUGGAAACCUCUGUGGUUGUGUGGUUAUGGUCUGUCAGGCAGCACUGUUGGUGUCAUCGGACUGGGACGCAUAGGUAUGGCCAUUGCCAGGAGGCUGAAACCGUUUGGAGUGAAGAGGCUCCUGUACUCUGGAAGAACUGCCAAAUCCUAUGCUGCUGAGGUGGAGGGAGAAUACGUGCCCUUGGACACGCUGGUGUCUGAGAGUGAUUUUGUCGUGGUGUCCUGCGCCCUCACACCAGAGACCCAGGGCCUGUGUAACAAGGACUUCUUCAGCAAGAUGAAGAACACUGCUGUCUUCAUCAACACCAGCAGGGGUGCAGUGGUGAAUCAGGAGGAUCUGUACCAGGCUCUGUCCAGUGGUCAGAUAGCUUGUGCUGGGCUGGACGUCACAACCCCAGAACCACUCCCCACUGACCACCCCCUCCUCACCCUCAACAACUGUGUGGUCUUGCCCCACAUUGGCAGUGCUACCUACUCCACACGUGGCAUCAUGGCAGAGCUGUCCGCAAACAACCUGCUGGCAGGCCUACAGGGCAUAGACAUGCCCAGCGAACUCAAAUUCUAGUGCUGCUCUACAACUUCUCAAUUCUGCCUCAGUCCUCCUGUUAGAAUGGUUAACAAAAAAAAUCAAUCAGUAGUCAUUACCAGGGGAGGUUAAAGCCGUAAGUGACCAGGAAGGAAUCUGUUGAGAUUAUUGCAGUUCUAUUAAAGGAAAGAUUCGCCCAUUUUGAAUGUUUUAUCAUUUUUGUGCAUCUCUGAGCGAUGUUCUAUCGAUUCCCGGGGAUUUUCAUGUGUUUUCAUGUGUAUCUGAGCUAUUCUCCAAUUCAAACAUGCAGAAAUACAGCCAGUAUGCCAUGUUUUGCAUCGCAGGAAAUACAGCCGGUAUGACGAGUUUAGCAUCAUAGAAAUACAGCCGGUAUGAUGAGUUUAGCAUCAUAGAAAUACAGCCGGUAUGACAUCUUUUGCGUCAUAGAAAUACAGCCGGUAUGAUGAGUUUUGUAUAUGAUGUAAAAUUCGUCCUUUCGGCUGUAUUUAUACCUGCUUGAAUGGCAAAUAGAUGGACAAAAACUGUAUAACAUUCAAAAUGGGUGAAUGUUUCCUUUAACAUGCUCUCCCAACAUGAAGGUAAACUUCUGCCUCUUGCUCUUACUGUUUUAUAAGAAAUGACUAACUUAUAAAAUGUUACUUGAAAGAGGAAGUGUACAGUAUUAGCGUUUUGAGAACAUGCCUUAGUAUACUAACAGUACUCCUAAGGGUCAGCCAUGGCUUCCUUUUAAAGAUGUAGAAAAGCACUACAAUGUCUCUGCACACACUUAAUUCAUUAGUGGCCUUGUUCUUAUGAAACACUUUGUUGAAUUGUACAAAAUACUUGAUUAAAAUAGUAGUUGUAAUGUUUUCUCUUGUUCUCAUUACAGUUUUGUGUUUGUUAACAUAUUGAGAUAUGGCUCUCCGUUGUCUAUUUGUGCAUAAUUCUAAGAAACACUAUCUCUAAUCUAUGGUAAAACGCCUCGUCUGUAAUCAUUGUUUCAAACCAGCUGAUCACUCCCUCUAACAUGGUCUGUCAUUCUGGCUUUGUUGAAUAAAGUAGAAAUGUUGUACAGUG
This is a messenger RNA of Salmo salar (Atlantic salmon), 2199 nucleotides long. RefSeq names its product glyoxylate reductase/hydroxypyruvate reductase. The record is from RefSeq and is a predicted model, not a curated record. Lineage: Eukaryota; Metazoa; Chordata; Actinopteri; Salmoniformes; Salmonidae. Gene Ontology annotation, molecular function: hydroxypyruvate reductase (NADH) activity; NAD binding; glyoxylate reductase (NADPH) activity. Gene Ontology annotation, cellular component: cytosol.